Messenger RNA from Oncorhynchus masou masou (cherry salmon), 2813 nucleotides. It is a transcript of the gene rfx6, whose product is annotated as regulatory factor X, 6. Gene Ontology annotation, biological process: regulation of transcription by RNA polymerase II. Gene Ontology annotation, molecular function: DNA-binding transcription factor activity, RNA polymerase II-specific; RNA polymerase II cis-regulatory region sequence-specific DNA binding. The coding region runs from base 1 to 2763 and encodes 920 amino acids. NCBI's taxonomy places the organism in Eukaryota, Metazoa, Chordata, Actinopteri, Salmoniformes, Salmonidae. The record is from RefSeq and is a predicted model, not a curated record. The transcript is spliced from 19 exons.
AUGCCUAUGAAACGGAAUACAGGAAGCCCGAUCCAGGAUGGACAAUUUCUUCAUGUUCAUUCACCAUCAACCAAUAAUUGCUGCAGUGCAUCCGAGGAGCUCAUGCACACCACCUUAUCUAACGAAAAAUUACGCAGUGCUUUCCAUGGACAUUCAAUCUCAAAGUUUGACGAGGAAGGUGAUUUGGGAAUUAAAUCAGAAGCAGAUGACAGCAAUGAGACCCCAUCUUCUGAGGAGGACCAGGACCUCCUGGAGUAUUCUAAAGAUUUGGCUUUCAACCAGACGACCCAGAGGAAAAGCAUCACUCAGAUCAUCAAGGACAAGAAGAAACAGACUCAUUUGACCCUUCAAUGGCUGGAUGAAAACUACACUGUUUGUGAAGGGGUUUGUCUGCCACGUUGCAUCCUGUAUGCUCACUACCUAGACUUCUGUAGGAAGGAGAAACUGGAUCCAGCCUGUGCUGCUACAUUUGGCAAGACAAUUAGGCAGAAAUUUCCACUUCUUACAACAAGAAGACUUGGGACCCGAGGUCAUUCAAAAUAUCAUUAUUAUGGGAUUGGCAUCAAAGAGAGCAGUGCCUAUUAUAACUUGGUGUACUCAGGAAAAGGCUUGACGAGAUUUUCAGGGAGCAAACUCAACAAUGAGGGAGGGUUCACUCGGAAAUACUCCCUCAGUUCCAAAACAGGAACUUUGCUUCCAGAAUUCCCAAGUCCACAGCAUCUAGUGCUUCAAAGUUCCAUCUCUAAAGAGAAGGUGGACACGCUCAUCGUGAUGUACAAAACACAUUGUCAGUGCAUCCUGGACAAUGCCAUCAAUGUCAACUUCAAAGAGAUACAGAAUUUCCUGAUGCAUUUCUGGCAAGGAAUGCCCGACCACCUCUUACCCCUGCUGGAGAACACCAUUAUCGUGGACAUCUUCUGUGUGUGUGACUCUAUACUAUAUAAGGUUCUGACAGAUGUCCUGAUCCCUGCUACGAUGCAGGAGAUGCCUGAAAGUCUCCUGGCAGACAUCCGUAACUUUGCCAAGCACUGGGAACACUGGAUGGUGUCUUCUCUGGAAAACCUCCCAGAAUGCCUCUCAGAGAAGAAGCUCCAGAUCGCACGCAGAUUUGUGUCCUCUCUAAAACGUCAGACCUCCUUCUUACACCUUGCCCAGAUUGCAAGACCAGCUCUUUUUGACCAGAAUGUGGUGAACUCAAUGGUGGUGGAUAUAGAUAAAGUGGAUUUGAACAGCAUAGGGUCACAAGCCCUUCUCACCAUCUCAAGUGGAGACCAAGACUCUGACCUCUACUCUGAAUAUGACUCAAUAACAGUGUUCCAAGAGCUGAAAGACCUACUGAAGAAGAAUGCCACUGUGGAAUCCUUUAUCGAGUGGCUGGACACUGUUGUGGAGCAGAAAGUCAUAAAGCCUGGGAAGCAGAACGGACGGUUCAUAAAGAAGCGAGCUCAGGACUUCCUCCUCAAGUGGAGUUUCUUUGGAGCACGUGUUAUGCACAACCUCACAUUGAACAACGCCACCAGUUUUGGUUCGUUCCAUCUCAUCCGCAUGCUGCUGGAUGAGUAUAUCCUACUGGCUAUUGAGACACAAUUCAACAACAACAAAGAACAAGACCUUCAGAAUCUCCUAGAUAAGUACAUGGGAAAUGCAGAUGCCAGCAAGGCGGCAUUCACUGCCUCCCCCAGCUCCUGUUUCCUGGCCAACCGUAACAAGCCCAGUGCGGUGUCCAGUGAUCUGUCUGUGAAGAACGAGUCCCUCUUAGAACACGCAUACAUGACCCUGUCAGCCAAUCAUCAGCAGGCUCCGGGAGCAAACAUGGUCAUCUACCAGGGCUCUGAAACCGAUGGAUUCUGCCUAUCAGGACAAAUGGACUUUUCCCAGAACAGUGGCCCUCUGAUGACCCCUCCCAUCUCCCCAGCCAUGGUGAACAGGGACAGUGUCAUCAACCAGGGCACCAUGGCCCUCAGACCCCAGAGCGCCUGCACCACCAUCCAGCCCCACAUCUCCUGCCAAGCCUUCCCAGACACCAUGUACCAGAGCCUCCCUCCCAGCAGCCCCAGCUACUACCCCACCACCUCCAACUACCAGGCUGUGUUCAGGCCCCAGACACACGCCCAGGCCCCUGCCUACCUCACCCGCUCUGACAGCAGCCACUACCCGUCCUUCAGUGAACAGCACCUGGCCAAAGACUACUUCAAUAGCAGCUGUGCAGUGUCCCCCUACAGCUCCAGACACACCUCCAAUUACAGCACAGUCCCUGAUCCUGGGAUGGAGACCCAGGGGGUUGAGCUACUGGACUCUGUAGGAUACAACUUUGAUGGGAGUGGGUUAAACAGUCGUGGCUGUCAGGAGUCUGCCUACUCAGCAGCAGGACACAAUGGGUACUACGGAAACAGUAGCUACCUGGAUAGCCAGAGGCUGGGUUCCAUGAUAGACCAGCAUGUGUCAGUUAUCAGCAGUGUGAGCAGUAUCCGCUCAGUCCCAGUGUACGGUGAAGUACACGACCCCCUCAACAUCCUGGAUGACACGGGCAGGAAGACGGCUGGGCCUUACUACACCGAGUCUGACUCACUGGGCUCCCACACACCUGGAGCUCCUACCCUCCCCUCCUCGGUCUCUGCACCAUGCAUGUACGGAGGUCCUUCCCAGUUCCACUCCCAGGAUGCACUGCUUCCUCACCGGGCACCAUCUGAGGUACGGGACAUGAUGUCAUCGCUGCCCCCCAUCAACACUGUGUUCAUGGGGUCUAGUGGAGGAGGAACAUGAGCCGUGACUGUCCCUCCCACCACCAACACUCCUCAAGCUCCUCCCACACC